GCUUCAUGCAGCACCAGGUUCUCUAUCACACCAGCCGCAACCGGUCCAGUAAGGCGACGGCGUUUGGCCGGAGUCUUUUCGUACCGCUCCAGAUACAGCAAAGCACGUGAGAUUUGAAGUACUUCGCAAACACGAGGGCAUAUCAUCGGAUUAGGACCAUCGCGCCUUCGGCCGCAGUAUUGCCAUGAUGCAGCAUGCCGCUCAGGACCACCCGCAGAACCUUGAGAUGAACUUACGCGAGCAGCUCCUUGCUGCUGGACCACCGGCUACACACCCUUCGCCAUACCCACCACCGCCUAAUGCCGGCGCAACAGAUCCGAACCUCCCAUACCAUCCAUCUGAUCCGACCAGCCCACACAACCAUCUCGAUCCUAACGUGGCGCAAUCGCAACAACAAGCACCGUAUGCGCCAAUGGGCGGCGAUGCUGGCGACAGUCCAGGCGAGGAUGGAAUGAGCCCUUCAGGUUCGAAAGGAAAGCGUGAGCUAUCACAGAGCAAGAGGGCGGCGCAGAAUCGAGCAGCUCAACGCGCAUUUCGACAACGGAAGGAAGGCUACAUCAAGAAGCUCGAGGAGCAAGUCAAAGAGUUCCAAAACAUGGAGUCGAACUACCGCCAACUCCAGAACGAGAACUACCAGCUACGCGAGUAUAUUCUGAACCUGCAAUCACGGCUACUGGAGAGCUCAUCAGACGUACCACCCGCACCAUCACACAUCAACUUAUCUGGCGGUCGUAGUGCCGCAGAGCCUGCCGUUCCGCACGACCAGCGCUACCAAAUAGAACGGCAACGGCCGGAUGAGAGGCGAAGCGAAGUUCCGGACUCGAUGAGUCAGCUCCAGGCCGCGGCUGCCCAGGCCGAAGCUGCAUCGCGGCAACCACAGCACGAGUCACCGUACGGUUUAGGUGCUGAUUCAAGAGCGUAUAUCGGCCAGCAAGGAGCGAUCGACGGCGAAGGGAAAGCUUCGUCGUAGUAUAGCGCCGACCGCAAAGACUCGUACUGCGCGGAAACACUCCGGAUGGUGGAUUGCUGUCCUGGUAGCAUGGAACGUUUUGCUAUUAUACCCAUGUACAGCGCUUUAACUGGGACGUACGUCCAAGGGGUCGC
Messenger RNA from Baudoinia panamericana UAMH 10762, 1104 nucleotides. RefSeq lists its product as uncharacterized. Gene Ontology annotation, molecular function: transcription cis-regulatory region binding; DNA-binding transcription activator activity, RNA polymerase II-specific. Gene Ontology annotation, cellular component: RNA polymerase II transcription regulator complex. The record is from RefSeq and is a predicted model, not a curated record. The transcript is spliced from 5 exons. The coding region runs from base 185 to 970 and encodes 261 amino acids. Lineage: Eukaryota; Fungi; Ascomycota; Dothideomycetes; Mycosphaerellales; Teratosphaeriaceae.